AUGGCCUCUACAAAAUCAGUCGGCUGGAGAGCAGCAAUAGUCUGUUUCUUCAUAGCGCUUGCCAAUGCCGUACCUUCGGUCAACGUCGAGCUUCGAACACACUUCGGCGCACCACCUUAUCUUGUAGAGCUACUGUAAGUCUAGCCUCCUUCUUACUGGCACGACUCUCAACAGACUCUCACAAACUCCAGAGAAACAGCGGCCGAAGAAAAUGCGACCUCGUACUUCCCCCUCCUCGAUCGAAUCGCGGGCGGGUACUUCGAUUCCCUCAAAACCGAUGAAGAGCUGUACAAGAAGUUUCGAACACUGUUACAAGAGGAGGAACACCUAGGGAAAGAGGAACUCUCGUCAUUCGAUUAUGCUCUGGCGUUACACUCUGCGGCACCGCGGAUCGAGGCGCAUUACCAAUACUACAACACCACGAUCGUACAUUCGAUAGCGGAGAGUGAAAGAGUCGGAUGCGAAAGCUGGGUGUAUGUCCCGUUCAGCGGUCAGAGAUACUGCUCUGCCGAGUUGGACGAGGCGAGCGCGAAGCCUAUGGGCAAGGCAGGAGAGGAUCUCCAUCAAUUGCCCUUUGACCGAGUGCUGGGAAACAAGCUGAGCGAUCGACCAGCCGUGCUGUACGCGGACAUCCUGUCAGAAUCGUUCCGGAAAUUUCACAACACAUUGAGCAAGACGGCGAAAGAUGGCAAGACGUCGUAUCGAGUGCGGUACAAGCCCACGCCUGGUCAGGAGAGCAGACCGCUUACCGUCAGUGGAUAUGGCGUUGAAUUGGCUCUCAAGCGGACGGAUUACAUUGUCAUUGACGACCGCCAAGCUGAAGAAGAGAAGAAAGACGAAUCCGUAAAGACAGGGGAGGCAACACUGAGCGAAGAGGAAUUGUCUGAUUUGCGGCCACUUCAACAGUCUGAGCUUCGAGGGCUGGGCAUGAAGGCCGCGAGCUUCGUCAUGGGAAGCGCGAAUCCGUUUGACACUCUUCUCCGCCUUUCACAAGACUUUCCGAAGCAUUCGAGCGCGAUCGCGGCGACCAAUGUCUCGGAAGAGUUCAAGGCCGAGCAUGUCGCCAACCGAGAUGUCCUGCUCCCACCUGGUCUCAAUGUCCUAUGGAUCAACGGCGUUCAGAUUAUGGGCAGAGACAUCGACGCAUAUGCUCUACUGGAGCAUCUGAGGCAUGAGCGAAAGAUGAUCAACGGCGUUCGGGGAAUUGGCCUCAGUGGACCUGAAGCGAUUGACUUGCUUUCCCACGAAGCCAUUACUGCUUCUCAGGUGGAGCAGGAGGUUCAGCGAUACGACUGGCGUGAUGAGCACGAGGGCGGUAACGUGAUUAUCUGGAUGAAUGACAUUGAGAAGGACAAGCGCUAUGCAGAAUGGCCCUCAUCUCCGCAGGCCUUGCUCCAACGUGUCUUCCCUGGACAGCUUCCACCCGUGCGGAAAGAUAUCCACAACUUGGUGGUCCCAGUAGAUUUUGCGGACUAUACCGACGCGGUACUUGUCUCAGAGAGUUUGCGAGGAUUCAUCCAGCGUAAAAUCCCAAUCAGGUUUGGUCUGGUUCCUCAGAUCAACUCACAAGCCAGCGCUGAGCAAGCAAAGGUAGUAUACUACCUUAUUGACCGAUAUGGUUUGGCGGCGGCAUUGGAUUAUCUCGAGAAAUCCGUUGAGUCCGCGGGUAGGAAACACGGGGCGGUCAACCAGAAGAUAUUCGAAUCGACAAUUGAGGAACGGGAAGUGCGGCCGAACAAAGUCGCACUCCCACUCAAGGACGUGCUCGGCGAUGAGACCAUCAAUAGUCGGUACAAAGGCGCACAGGCGUAUAUCGCUCGACUUGGCAGCUCUGACGCUGUACCACCAGUCUUGGUGAACGGUGUGCCUGUUGUACGAUCAGAGGAAUGGCUACAGCUCAUGAGCCAGCGCGUUGGUAUGGACUUGCGCAUGGUGCAGCAUGCCGUCUUCGAGGGCACAUUGGGCGAAGACGACUACCUACCGAACGUCUUUCUCGAAAAGGCCAGCUUGAGACGCAACCCGGACGUGAUACCGGAGGAUGACAAGGACGUUCGACACCUCAACCUCGGCGAGGUUCCGGUAUUUGCAGACCUCCCCAGCUCGCCCGCUAACAAGGACACCAUUGAGCGGGAACUAGUGCACCUCACGGUCGUUGCGGACAUGGAUUCAGAGGAGGGCUUCGAACAGCUGAUGGAGGCCUUACUGUUCCAGAGGGAACACGAUAACACUGAAGUUGCAUUCCUGCAUGUUCCCAGAGGUGACACUGUCAAGACCAGACUGGCGUCGGACUACGACAAGAGCACUGGAAAAGACUUCCUCAAAGAUCUGCUGGAGCAAUACGACAGGUUGCUUGCUGAAGAGGGCUCCGAAAAUGCGCCAGACUACACACUACGACACAAGGUUUACGGAAAGCUGUACUCAGCGGCUUCGAUGGAGAGUACGCCCGAGAUCGACGAGCAAGUGCGCAGUGUCUGGGCUCCUUUCGGGAACAUUGUCUCCGCAAUUGGCAUGACUCCUGGCAAGAAGGCGCUUGUGAUGAAUGGCAGAGUCGCUGGACCCAUGAAUGACACUGUUGGGCUGGAAGUCUCAGAUCUCGAAACCUUGCUCAGCUAUGAACGGAAGAAGCGUCUGUUGCCUGCCGCUUUGGCCAUCGAGGCUCACGGGCUCUCAGACAAGGCUUCGACGCCGUUAUCCUUUGCCAGGAUGUCGAACCUGAUCGCGCUUUCUAUGGUAUCUGAUGUACCCGAGGGUAUCUUCGAGGCCGCGCCUACUGUGCGAACUGACAUCUUCAAGAAGUGGAAUGCCAGCCAGACUGCCAUCCACGUUGGCGACCCUGAGACUGCAACAAUUCAAAUCUUUGCCUCGAUUGAUCCGGCUUCGGAACUUGCCCAGAAGUGGACUGCUAUCAUCAAGGUCUUGUCUGAGCUCGAUGGCGUGUAUACACGACUGUUCUUGAACCCGAAAGAAAGACUGGAAGAGAUUCCAAUCAAACGCUUCUACAGACAAGUACUGGGCUCCAAGCCCGCUUUCGAGAGCGACGGGUCUUUGAGCGGCAUUGGGGCCCACUUUGGUGGUCUGCCGGCGGAAGCAUUGCUCAACAUGGGCAUGGAGGUCCCGCCUUCAUGGCUGGUGGCGCCGAAGGACACAGUGCAUGAUCUCGACAACAUCAAGCUGAGUGCAGUCAAGAGUGACACGAACAUCGAAGCAGUGUAUGAGCUGAAGCACAUUCUCAUCGAGGGACACUCUCGAGACGUUAGCACGGGACCUCCUCCACGGGGUGUUCAGCUCGUACUCGGAACUGAACUGGAUCCUCAUUUUUCCGAUACGAUCAUCAUGGCAAAUCUCGGUUACUUCCAGUUCAAGGCGAAUCCGGGGUUGUACAACCUGGCUCUGCAGAAGGGGCGAAGCGAAGAGAUCUUCAACAUUGACAGUGCUGGCACCUUGGGCUACGCUGCUCAGGCUGGCGACAGCACGACCGAGAUUGCACUGAUGAGCUUCAGGGGUUCGACGUUGUAUCCUCGUCUCUCUCGCAAGCCAGGUAUGGAGGAGGAAGAUGUGCUCGAGCCAUCCAAAUCUGCUCUAGAAUCUCUUGCCGAAGGCGCUGGUAACCUCCUGGAUCAGGUGGGACUGAAGUCUUCACAAGCCAGCAAAUACCUCUCAAAGGCGGCCAAGCUUGGCUCGGGCCUCAUGCCUGGCACUGGCAAGACUGCAAACUCCGCAGGCGGCCACGCUGACAUCAACAUCUUCUCGGUCGCGUCUGGGCACUUGUACGAGCGAAUGCUGAACAUCAUGAUGGUGUCGGUGAUGAAGCACACCAAUCACAGUGUCAAGUUCUGGUUCAUUGAACAGUUCUUGUCGCCCUCGUUCAAGGACUUUCUGCCCAUCAUGGCGGCGGAGUAUGGGUUCAAGUACGAGAUGGUGACAUACAAGUGGCCGCACUGGCUGCGUGGACAGAAGGAGAAGCAGCGUGAGAUAUGGGGAUACAAGAUCCUCUUCUUGGACGUACUGUUCCCGCUGGACCUGGACAAGGUCAUCUUCGUGGAUGCGGACCAGAUUGUGCGGACGGAUAUGUACGAUCUGGUGCAGCACGACCUCGAGGGCGCUCCGUACGGCUUCACACCCAUGUGCGAUUCGCGCACGGAGAUGGAAGGCUUCCGGUUCUGGAAGCAGGGGUACUGGAAGAACUUCUUGAAGGGUCUGCCAUAUCACAUCUCGGCGCUGUACGUCGUGGAUCUGAAACGUUUCCGACAAAUGGCAGCAGGAGACCGGCUCCGGCAGAACUACCAUCAACUCUCGGCGGACCCGAAUAGUCUGAGUAACUUGGACCAGGAUCUGCCCAAUCACAUGCAGAGCUUGCUACCCAUCCACAGCCUCCCGCAGGAGUGGCUCUGGUGCGAGACGUGGUGUUCGGAUGAGAGCUUGAAGGAUGCCAAGACGAUUGAUCUGUGCAACAACCCGCAGACGAAGGAGCCGAAGCUGGAUCGGGCGAGAAGACAGGUGCCCGAGUGGACGGAGUAUGACGACGAAAUCGCGAUUGUGGCCAAGCGCUACAAAGAACAGCAGGGUAGAGGGGCGGCAGCGGGAUCGAAGGCCGAGGAGAGGGCAUCCAGCGGCAUGGCGGAUGUGCAUAGCGGCGGGAAUGAAGAGAGCAUCCAGGAGAGAUUACAGAGGGAGGAUGCCGAGCGGGAACGGAAGAAGCAGGAGAAGAAGCAUGAACGCGUCCGGGAUGAGCUGUAG
Lecanosticta acicola is the source of this 4737-nucleotide messenger RNA. Lineage: Eukaryota; Fungi; Ascomycota; Dothideomycetes; Mycosphaerellales; Mycosphaerellaceae. The record is from the annotation of a GenBank genome assembly.